Messenger RNA from Sphaerulina musiva SO2202, 1448 nucleotides. RefSeq lists its product as uncharacterized. The transcript has a single exon. NCBI's taxonomy places the organism in Eukaryota, Fungi, Ascomycota, Dothideomycetes, Mycosphaerellales, Mycosphaerellaceae. Bases 276 to 1427 code for a protein of 383 amino acids. The record is from RefSeq and is a predicted model, not a curated record.
UGCACCCGGACCUUGUUGCUUGUCACACUAGCAGCGCCACUAGCGCUACUCUAUCGGACGUCAUGUUUGAGCGUCACACUCUAUACACGACACCCUGUGCGCCUAUCGCUCUCGACAAGAGAGUCUACUCGCGACUGACUCCGGCACGCUGAUGACUCCAAUCUGCGCCUACAGCCCACCUCGUCGCGACCGAAGAGCCUAACGAGAAUCGGCCGACCGAGAAGUGCGACUCCGAUCGAUCGACGACCGGACCUCCCAGCCCCAGGGCCAUUGCAAUGCCAUUGCAUCUCCUUGGCAAGAAAUCAUGGAACGUCUACAACCAAGACAAUAUUUCCCGUGUGCGCAAGGAUGAAGCCGACGCCCAGGCCCGACAAGAAGCCGCCGAGCAGCGCAUGCAAGAGGAAGAUGCUGCACGUCGGAUCGCCCUGCUACGAGGCGAGACCGUACCUCCUCUUGCCGAGUCCCGACCAGAUGAGGAAGAGCGCCACCACUGCAACGGUAGAAGUGCUGAAGAUGAAGACUACUCCACACGAGAUCGCAAACGGAAACGCCGGAAUGGCGAAGACGAUACCGAUCGCGAUAUCCGCUACGCAAAGCAAGCUCGUGAGGCUGGCUUGAAGGCCCGGGAGCUUCUAGGCCAAGUGAACAAGGGAGCGGAGCGGAGCGCCGAAGCUCCUCUGCAAGAUCACGCGGGACAUAUCCAACUGUUCGCUGCGCCUGACGAGAAGGAUAUUCGAAAGAACCAGAAGAAUGCUGAAGCUGAAGCUGAGAAGGCGAAGAAAAGGAAGAGAGAGGAAGAUCUUGUCACGAUGAAGUUCAGCAAUGCUGCAGGAUACAGUAAUGGGAUGCAAAAACCGUGGUAUGCUGCUGCCAUCGUGGAUAAAACUGCGGACAAGACUGCAGAUAAGACUGCUUCCAGGAAUGAGAUGAUGCUGGCCGAACUCAAAGGCAAUGAUGUCUGGGGCAAUGAAGACCCAAGAAGGAAAGAAAGAGAAACGAAGAAGAUCGUUUCGAGUGAUCCUUUCGCUGCUAUGCAGAAUGCGCAGAGACAAUUGAAGCAAAGUGAAAAGGAUAAAGAGAGGUGGCAGAGGAAGCAAAGAGCUGAGCUCGAGCAAUUGAGGGCGGAUCAGAGAAGGCAUAGGACAAUUGUCGAUGAUGCGGAUAGUCCCGAUGAAUUCAGUCUUGAUACGCCUUCGCUUGCAGAGGGCCCCGAUAGUGGUUCUACCAGGCGUAGAAGUAAGCAUCGGCAUCAUCAUCAUCGACGACACCAUAAUCGAGAACGGGACGGGGGAAGCAGACAUCGCAGUCGCAGUCGCUCUCGAGAGCGGGAUAAGAUACGACAUCGAAGUCGGUCAAGAGAGCGAGAAGGGCAUCGGAGCCACCGCUCUCGACAUCACGAGCAGAAAGAAGUAGAUAGCGUGAGUUGAUAACCCAAAUCUUGCCUGGCC